AUGUCUCCUACGCCUGAAGAAGAGGAACCCGUGAAUGUCAAGAGAUCUGGCAGUAAGCCAGGAGAGGAGGAGGAUGCGCCGGCGGUAGUCGACGCCACGCCGAAGCAGGCCGCUAAGAAACGGACCAAGACUGGCUGUCUCAGUGAGUUUGACCUUGUCUUCGGGUACCACUUGCGAAGCAAUGACACUGAUGCCUUCUCUAAAAAGCAUGCCGUAAACGACGAGCAGGUGUGCAAGAACUGCAUCAAGUCGAAGCGCGAAUGUGCGGGAUACUCUCAACCUGUUGGGUACAAGGAGCAGAACCAAGGACAGACCGACACGCCCUCUGAGGCCGGCGCUCAGUUAUCGUUUUCAGAUCACGAUGUCACAGCUGCGCUCAACCAACGAUGGCAGCCAGGACAAGAAUACCUUGGACUGCCACACGACUUCGCUCAAACGAACCCUACGCCUUACAAUCAAUUACCAUUUAGCGCCAGCUACCAUGCGAUGCCAUAUGCUCCAGGCAACCUCUCCACGCACCCAGCCGUUCCUGUCACAAACACAGAAUAUGGGUGGCAGAGUACUCAACAUCUACCAAACCUGUCAUACCAUGGGAUGCCCGAAACCUCAGGAGGAAAUGUACCGGGGUUCGCCUCAUCGGACAAUCAGGUUGCAAGUUCGACGGCCUUCUUCCCUCUCGAUCCGCGACUGAUGGAGCAGUCGGCGACAUGGGGCUUGGACCCUUCUUUGGCGCAAAUGCAGGCGCCACAUUCAGCAUUCCCGUCCAAUAGUCACAUUCUCACAUCACAGCAGCCGGGCCUGGCACAGUUUCAACCGCGACGUGGUCCACUGUCAUAUCAGUAUGGGGUAUCACCUCUCCCUAUAGAGGAACCUGUGGCUAGGCAAUACAGUACGCAUGGUAGUACGCAUCAGCCGGGGUUCAUAAGUGCUGCCUCAUCCCAUGGUCUUUCUAUGCUCGCCCAACAUCCAGGUCACCUGAAUGACGAUGAUUAUGAGGAUCCUGAUGAUCCGUUCGAUGUCGAAAUGGAAGAUUCGAACCUGUCUUAUCAAGAGGCGGCAAGCAAUCUCACAGAGAUACUCGGUCGUGCCGGACAGCUCGAUCCACAGGCUGCAAAAUUGUAUGUCCCCAGGAGGACAGAGUAUCGGACUGUUGCGACAUACCGGCCGACAGUAGCACACUCACCACUUCGCGAAGAAAGGAACGAGCAUGUAUUUUGCCAUUUCGUCGAAAUCACGAGCAACACUAUAUCCAUCUUUGAGAGACAUCACUACAGUCCGAUUGCAGCCCCUGCUCGGACUCUCUGGAAUUUCACGAUACCAGCUAUGGCUUUGUCGCAUACGGCGCUUGCUCACGCAAUCUUGGCAUUGGGAGCCCUUCAUCUUGCGAAAUUGAACACAACUUCAGAAAACCUUGCGAUCAAGCAUUUCACCUGUGCGGUUCGAAGAGUUGGGAGACUCCUAGGACUUCCCAAACGGCGGCAUGAAAUAGCGACGCUGGCUACAGUUCUACUCCUCGGAUACUAUGAAGUGGUCUCUGGUGACCAUUCACGAUGGAACCUUCAUUUGACAGGGGCUAUGAGGCUCCUGCAAGAGCAUGAUUAUGCUGGCUUAACUCGAACGGCGAGACGAAUGCGAACGGGGGCAAAAGCGCGAGUCAAUCAAUGGACGGCUCAAUUUACAUUGACCGAUGAGAACUAUGCCCGUGUAGCGGGUAUCCCUCUUGCCUUACUUGACGACACCGACUGGGAGGUUGAUCAGGUGCUCAUAUCCCACCUGACAGGCCUACGUGUGAACUAUGAUCAACAAUUCCAACCGAACUUCAGCUCGCGUCCUGCGAUGCCAGAUCUUACCGAGAAAGACGUCGAGGACUUCAAGGCGAAGAUGGAUUUGAGGUGGUGGUACUGCAAGCAAGAUGUUUUCCAAAGUAUGGUGUCCGGCGAUCGGCUGCUGAUGCCUUUCGAGGACUGGAUCUUCUGUCCACCCAGGGGUCAAAUUGGACGGCCGGACAAUCCGUAUGCCACUUUGGAUCAUCUGCUACUGGUCAUGGCACGCCUGGCAGACUUCGGUGGCAAGGACCGCGGGCGCAAACAGAGGGCGGUGGCUGCCCAGGGAGGACAAUGGAAACCACCAAAAUGGCUGUUUGGACCUCAAGGACCACCUGGUCCGCCAGGGAAGAAGGACAGCUCCACUCUUCCGAAACAGGCUACAGGAUCACCCCCUGAAAAGGCUUCUGCAGCCGCCAAAUCGGCGGCCCCUAGUGCCAACGAAGGCAGAGUCAGACAGAGCAAACCCGGUUUACAGGGUGGGCCAGGCCCAGGACCGGGUGCCGCUCCUCCUAUGCUUGGAAUGCUGCCACCUGCGUCAGAGCCUCCGCAGUUGGACUCAGCUUACCGAUCUAUGGACGCGAGUAUCAAGGACUCGGCUUUUGCAUACAGACGAGACCGGAAGGAGACCACACCGCCAAGCGAUCUCGACGACGAGACUGCCCGAGCAUUGACAGAGUAUAAUGCGAUAAGCAAAGCCUUUGACAGCUUCGCAGAAUCCCUCAGCCCGGAAUUUGAGCCUCUGAAGCACAACGGACCGCCCGUCGCUACGCCCUUCGGGCCGGCGGUCAUAUACAAGAACGGUGCAAUUGCAUGUAUAUGGGCUUGUUACUAUGUUGGACGCAUCUCUCUGCAAAGACUUCAUCCCGAGAUGCCGGCGGCAGCCAUGAUUGCUGCUGGCGCCACGGCACAUCUCACUCGAGAGUAUACGCAGAUGGUGGGCAAGAUCUGUGCAGGGCUGUACUCACGGCAGCAGUAUGGCCAGAGCGGGGCCCUCGAUCCCAGCUUCGCAGGCUACCUCAUGGAGAGUACGUUCUUCCUCCUGUUUGCAGCAAUCCAAUACACCGACGCCGCGCAGCGAGGCUGGACAAUAAGCAAACUCCGAGACGUCGAACGCAGAUGCGGAUGGCGCACCUCCGGUGCUAUUGCUGGUGCGUGCGAGACUGCAUGGGAACGAAUGGGCCAAGCAGGAAGAGGCCCCCCAUACGAGCGAACUCUUUCUACCCACAGCGAGGACAUCCGCUUGAGCAGGACGCCGACGAAGUUGUCACCAUCAAGUGGAGACGCAUUGGAUACCGCUGCUGAACAGCAUGAGUCUGAGUUCGUGAACCACGAUCGGAGCCUCAUUGAUCGGUCCAGCUCUACCCGUGUGCAUUGGGCAAUAGGGUUGCUUUCUGUUGAAGAAGACAUCCAGAGGAUGGCUCUGGAGGACUCGUAG
Fonsecaea erecta is the source of this 3261-nucleotide messenger RNA. RefSeq lists its product as hypothetical. The record is from RefSeq and is a predicted model, not a curated record. Gene Ontology annotation, molecular function: DNA-binding transcription factor activity; transcription cis-regulatory region binding. Gene Ontology annotation, biological process: positive regulation of transcription by RNA polymerase II. Gene Ontology annotation, cellular component: nucleus. The coding region runs from base 1 to 3261 and encodes 1086 amino acids. Lineage: Eukaryota; Fungi; Ascomycota; Eurotiomycetes; Chaetothyriales; Herpotrichiellaceae. The transcript is spliced from 3 exons.